AUGACUUCGCUCAGUUGUCAUUCAUCGACCAAAUACUAUGAGCAUUCUUGGCUUUUUGACAUAAAUUUAGGUUCUCAAGAGGGCUUGUCGAACUUUGAUGGAGUUUUCUCUGGUUGCAUCAACAAAAAUUAUUAUAUCGCAAAUAAGCAUGAAUUAUUGGUCUUUGACGGACAUAAUUGUCCCUCUUUUGGGACGUGCUUUGAAGAAGAAAUCAUUGCUAUACACGAGUUGUCAGAAUUAGAUUCUCUUCUUUUAACAUUCAGUGGUGGCACUCUAAAAAUAUUCAAUAUAAUUUUAUUGAAAUUCAUGCAACUCCCUCUCCAAAAUUUUAAAGAUAUUAAAAUCAUAUCCUGGACGAAUGGUUUCCUAGAUGUGAUGAUCGUCACAUCAGAUUCAAAGGAAAUUAUCUUGCGAGCUAUCACUAAGGAGUCAUUCAACAACUCAGUAUUGAAUAACGAAUCUCAAUUUUUCUCUCAUAUAUUGCAAACAGCUGUGAUUCGGCCUUGUACUUCUCCUUUAUCACUGGUCUGUCCACCCGAGAAUUCCACUAUAGCUACUGCUAUUUCUCUGCAGCCUAGCUUGAAGGUUCUAACCUUCGAAAAUUCAUUAGCUAACCAAAUCAGUGAACAGGAUAUUUUGUGUUUUUCUCCUCUCGAUGAACUCGAGUCAGCAUUCAUUAAGAGCGAAUUUCUAGGAUCAGGUUAUUUUGCCAUCCUUACACUCCAGCAUAGAUUAUUGAUUUUCAAUGCGAUGGCUCGAGUAUAUUGUGGAACUCUAAGUGAUACCAAUGACGUUAUAGAUUUUGCAGUCAAAUUAAGUACUAAUUCUACGAAUUCGCUGAGCUUUGACCUCUAUACUCUCCAUGAUCGAUACGGUGAGGUUGUUCUGGAAGUUCACUCCUAUCCUGGGUGGGAUCUGUGUUUUUCUCUGCCGAUGUCAACCACGUUGUCGUCGAUUCUUUCUCGAAAUGGUUCGAAUUUGGAACCUCUUUUGGUACAACAGACGGAAACUUCUCUUAAAUUAUCUACAUUUGUCGUGACAGAUCCCUUUGAACACUUAAAAGCCCUUGUUGUGGACAAAAUGUUUGUUGAAGCUCGUCAAUUCGCAGCCAAGUACAAUCUUAGCACCGCACUCAUUGCUAAAUUCGAAUUUAUUGCUUGCUUGGAAUGUAUGAUUAAUUUGGCCGGGAAACUUGUAAACUGCGAGGAUGAUGAAAAAACAACGACCGAGAUGCUGUCUAAUGCGCAUUCAACUUGUUCUCGCGCUUUGGAACUUCUUGGUGAAUUCUCCGUUUUGGAACCUUCAUCAGAAAUUCUGUUACUGGUUCAACAAGGCAUCAUACCACGGCUAGCACCACAAUCUCAACUCUUGAAACAAAUAAUGCUUAAGUUACCUAAGGAUAGCGAAGGUAGCGAGGUUGUUGCAGUUUUUCUUAAGCGUUUGCAGGUCUUCCAAAAGCUGAAGAAGUACAACAAUUUGAGCUGUACGGCAUGGCGAAAGUUUGCCUUUACAAAGAUAUCCGUUGAGUUUGUUGAAUGCUUUGCUAAAUGGGAAAAUUACUAUGAUGGCUUCCUCAUCUGGGGCGCGUUCAAAGAUGAACUGACUGCUGAUUUGACGGAGUCUUCACUUCGGGCCUUCCUUUCUUUUCUGUCUCAAAAGCCUUUGCUUGUGCCGAGUGGAAGCAUUGAAGAUUCGAAGUGCUUGGCUGAAGUGGAGAAUAGACUUCACUCCUGGCUAGCCUCAGACCUUCUACCGGCUUUGCUCUCAAACUGUCCUACUGCCCUGCCACUCUUGGCCAAAUGGCUAGUCGAUCGAACUCACCAACUCGAAGCUAGCAUAAAGAAGAGUAGUGUGGCUCAUACUCAAUUCAAGUGGCCAGGUACAGCUAUUGUCUGGAUUGAGGACCUACUGCGGAGGUCCAACCUCUCGACUACUUUACGUCCUGAAGAAAUAAGCCCUCAAGAGGAGGUUAAUUACCUAAUUUCUGGUCUCAGUAGUCGAAAUGUAGAAGUCGAUCCUUUUUAUUCCCUGCGUGGCCUCCUUUUCGACUUGAGGACUAUUCAAGAUUUGCGUGAUAAGUACAACUUCAGUUUGGAUUUGGCUCACUGUGGUAGUCUAAAUGCCAAAUCGAUUGCUUUUAAACUGAUGGAUGUGACUGUAUCCUCACUUAGCGCUACUGGUAGCAACGGCUCUGAUAGCGCCAUGAAACAAGUGGCUUCCUUCAUUAAAGAGAGAGGUUUGAAUGCUGAUAGAGUCUACUCUGAGUACUGUACCUACUUUCUGGCCGCCUUUCUGGAAAAUACAUCUCCUUCGAAGUGGAAUACGACCGCGAUGAGGGAGUCGUCUAGGGUGAUCGAUCUUAGUCGACGAGCUUGUCUAGUUGCUUCGUGGAUAAAGUCGGUGGAUUACAGAUGCAAGACGGCUCAGUUGUUAGCUAAAGUGACUCCUACACCUUGGCCUUCACAAUUACAUGCAAUCGUUGACUCAGUUCUCGCUGACUGCAGCAAGGGAAAGUCGGAAGAUGCGCAUCAGGCAAUACGCAAACUUACGCGUAGAUCAAAUACCGCCAAAGCCAUUGGAAUCCUUUCAAAAUAUGGCGUGGAGUUGGACAGCCUAGAUCGAAGUAUCAGUUGUCUUCUUUUUCGUGCAUCGCCACCCUGGAUAGUUAAACCCACCUCCAAAGGCCUUUCCCCCGAAAUUUCGCGUUCAGAAGUUCUCUCUGAUGCUCUAUCAGUAGCUCGGCUUCUCACAUCCUCUGCCGAUACCACAUCCAAGUCGCCCAAUACCCUCGUUGCUCUCGCACAUCUUCGUGUAUCUCUACGCCAGGCUCUCACGAUGCCCUUACAAUCUGAACGCUAUAGUGUUGAUAUUCAUCAACGAGCGCAUUACUUGCCUUCAGUUGUCCUGAAGGAGGUGAUGGCCCUGGUGCCUGAGGGUGAUAGUGACUUUGUUGAGUUGAUCUUCCGAGAGGCUAUUCAUGAACUUGGAAGUCGGUGGGAUUUGAUGUGUUGGGAUUUUGAACAGGUCUCUCAGUACCUCGAAGUGUUUGCCUGCAUAGCUCUUGAAGCAACCAAAGUCUGCCCCACAAAUUCGUCUGUGGCCAAAGAUGCAUCACAAUGGCUUCAUUACUGCCAUCUUGGGCGUAAAAUCAUCUCCCACUUUGAAGAGUGUGGUAUUAGCCUUUCACACUUCCCCAAACCCAAUAAGACGUCUCCGCUUAAUAUCGUCUUCUACCAAUCUCCAACCACAUCACCAUUCAGUAUACAGAGUAUUGCUCUACUUCACCUCCUUCUGCAGUGGAACAAUCACCAAUUUAACGCAUCCGAUGAAGAAAUUCUCCUUGUUGACACAUGGAUGUCUUUAGACCAUUCGCAUUCUCUUGGAACUGUUGUCAAUGUAUUGAAGCAACUUGUAGACAGAGUCAAGAUGAAACCGGAUUUGGAGAGUGUUAGCAUUGAUGUUGUGUAUGGAUUAGUUUUACGCAGAAUCAUGCCAUUUUUAACUGCUGCAGAGAUUGAAUCGGACUUUAAUUUGGUGUCUGACUUAAUUAGAUGCGUUUACGUCCUUCUUAUUUUGGCAUCAAAUAAAGGUGUAUUAUCAUUCAAAUAUCGAUGUGUUCUUAGCAUCGUAUCCUGUGUAGAGACUGUGUUUUCAAACCUUGCUUUAAAGUUUUCUAAUGUGGUCCCUUCCAAAAGUCCAUUUGAAACAUGGCAAUUUUCCAUCCUCUUUCACGAAAAAGUUCUCCAAAAUGUGGAUUUAGAAACAGCUCAAUUUCUCAGUUCAGAUUCCCUACAGUGGCUUUCACAAAUGCUUUACUAUGCCGACAGGAAAACCAGCGACGCUCGAACAGUACAUGGUUUACUCUCAGAGGGUUUUCGCUUAGCCACAGAUUAUGCUACCCGGUUGAGCUUAAUUACAUCCGUUUCCAUACCCUUGAUGGGGUCACUGAUUUCUCUCUGCUAUAAAGAAGUGCAUGAUGGAUCUUUGAGAACUGUUAAUGUUAGCAUGCACGAGGAGUCUCAAUUUGAGUUGCCUCGAAGGGACUUACUGGAAGAGUUGGAGAGGAUCUUGGUUGAACAAGUUGACUCUUGGAUGGGCGAGGCUUUGGACAACCUCUUCCGUUGCUCGUCAUACCUUGAUGUGCCCCUAGCAUUCGGUUUGGCAGUCUGUCAAACCCUGGCAAAUAGUGCCAAUCGCAUGCGCGCUUUCGUUGCGAACAAUCCAAGGGCUUCUAGCAAGAUCCAAGCAAUUGCCGUGAUGAUGUACAAGGCAUCUAGACUGCUUGGAGCAGAAGAUGCAGCACGUAUGGUUGCUAUGGCCAAGGGACUAGCUCUGAACGCUAAAUGGGAUGCUGCUUUACGUGUAUAUGGAUUACGUCACAGUCAUAGAAAUCCACAACCCGACGUAGUUCUAGGUCAUCUGAUAGGGAUUCUACCUCCAGUCUGUCGAAGUAUCGGUGUCGCUGACCCCCUUUCUGCACCCCUUAAACCCCUCCCUUCCGUGAGUGAAAUUGUCGAUUUCUGCAAGGAUUUCCAUCAAAAUGCCAAUGAAGCCCUUUUGAAACACCUCGAAAUUCUAAUAAUGGCCCCAUUCUCCGAGAAGCCCAGUUCAGUAGGUGAUGAGGAAUUGUGUCGUUUCAAGAAGUAUUCCAGGGCAAAGUUGGAUCGAGCUUCGGAGGUUUACAGAGUUCUCGUGCGAAUCGCCUCCACGGAUGUUGAGUUCAUGGAAAACAGGCUUGAACCUUCCAUUAAGCGUUUGUUUUCUUCCACAUCGCCCUACGAUUAUGAGGUACUUUGCUUCCUUCUUGAUUGCAUUAGGACUCUUGAUGACCUGGAGACGGCUUCAAAGUUGGCUAUUCCACUCUUAUUUGGGCACUGGUGGCUGAUGUUUGAAAGAAUUUCUACUUGCGCUUCUGCCAAUAUUUGCUUCAUUAUAGAGAAGGAUAUCGAUCAGGCGAAUUUACACAAAUGGCUCCAGUUGGAUGAAUUCGUGGAGUGGGGUCUAUCAGAUAAUAUCAACAUUGCAAUGAUAGCCAAUGGGCUGAGUAGCCUGGAGAAAAUAGGAUUGCUGCGUGUUCACACGAAAGGCGGUCUCUUCCCUUCUGCCAAUCCCGCCACGGCGCAAUUCUUCCGCCACGUUGUCCCGGUGGAUCGUGGUGCCGCGGAUAUCUGGGAGCAUGCGUCAGCGUGUGAACACAUCUUCCGGGUAUUCUUCAAGCGUGCUUUCAAGGCUCUUUCAAGGGUCCAGGAUAGGCAGCUUCUGCUAAAAUUCCUCGGAGGUAAUCUUCAUGAGACUAAUUUGGAACCUAUGAUGGUGUCCAUAGAGGAUGGAAUCACUAUCAAGCUUAAUACGAAUUGCAUUUUCCUUCCUUCAGAGACCUUCUCCAGUUUUCGUGACGGUCCAAUCAAGUUGAUCUUUCUCGAUAUGGUAGUGCGAAUGUUGAAUGGAUGGCUUGGAGUUGGCGGAGGUAGCCAGAGAAGCUCCUGUUCUCACACAUCAGUGAUUGCACCCAAUGAUGGAAGUAAUUCGGCUUUACAGACGACGGCGGUUGUUACCGGACCAAUUGUUCCAGGUCGCCUCUCAGACCGCUUCAAAGACGAGGCUACAAACUCUGUUGUGAGGAAGGCUCUUGAAGAGGCUGAACUCUGCCAUCAAAAAUUGGCUGUUGAGGCUUGUCUUCAUCGACACAGUAUUACACGAUACUGGCCAGAUAUACUCACUCGUGCUGUCUCGUAUGUAUGGUUUACUGAAAUCAUGAAAUAACGUUCAUGGAAUGACGAGAAAUCUCUUCAUGUUAUGGCACUGGGUAAACAUUAUUUUAUUUAUUUCAAAUGGCGGGCUUUAUGACACUUAUCAUUACCCCUGGGUAAACAUAGCAUUCAAUAGUUGUGUCAUUUUUGCAGUUCCUCCGCUCUUGUGGACCUCCUACUGAACAAGUCGUGCGCUAUCUAUGCAUCUUCGGCCCUAACCGACGCCUCUCGAAUUGACCCCACUAUAGGCCAGAUCAUAGCCUACCACAGACGUGAGGACGUUCUCAGCCAAUUGCGCUGUGCUCUAAAGGAACUUCUUUGCCUUCAAGGCAUCUCAUUCACUGCCUGGGCCAGACAAGUUGUGUGGCAGCGUUUGCGCCUCCCCAAGUCGAUUAGACCGACAGAGUGGCCCGAAAUGAACCCAACUGGUGGUGCUGGUCUGAUGGUUGGUGAUGCCGAAGGUAUCGAUUUGAAUGCCACUGCAAUCGUAUUUGAUCUGGACAGCUCAGUACUUAUGCCUGGCGAACAAGCGGAUAUUUCACUUAAUGCUACUUUUGCUGCAUCA
Molecule: messenger RNA, 6315 nt
Organism: Rodentolepis nana
Lineage: Eukaryota; Metazoa; Platyhelminthes; Cestoda; Cyclophyllidea; Hymenolepididae
Source: the annotation of a GenBank genome assembly